Ceratotherium simum simum (southern white rhinoceros) is the source of this 2709-nucleotide messenger RNA. RefSeq names its product chaperonin containing TCP1 subunit 6A (gene CCT6A). NCBI's taxonomy places the organism in Eukaryota, Metazoa, Chordata, Mammalia, Perissodactyla, Rhinocerotidae. Gene Ontology annotation, biological process: protein folding. Gene Ontology annotation, molecular function: ATP-dependent protein folding chaperone; ATP hydrolysis activity; ATP binding. The record is from RefSeq and is a predicted model, not a curated record.
GCGCCGUCCGACCUGCGGGCCAAUGGCGGCGGCGCGCGCGCACGCUGGGGGCGGGCCAGGCGUGCCCGACUUUUCCAGAAGACCCCGGAUAGCGCCUCCCGGCCACGCUGAGCCGGCUUUGGGCGUUUCUGAUUUCGGUUCUCCUCCUCUUCCUCUGCUGGGUCAGCCAUGGCGGCCGUGAAGACCCUGAACCCCAAGGCCGAGGUUGCCCGAGCCCAGGCGGCGUUGGCGGUGAACAUCAGCGCGGCCCGGGGACUGCAGGACGUGCUGAGAACCAACUUGGGGCCUAAGGGCACCAUGAAGAUGCUUGUUUCUGGUGCUGGAGACAUCAAGCUUACUAAAGAUGGCAACGUGCUGCUUCAUGAAAUGCAAAUUCAACAUCCAACAGCCUCCUUAAUAGCUAAAGUAGCAACAGCCCAGGAUGACAUAACUGGUGAUGGUACCACUUCCAAUGUCCUAAUCAUUGGAGAGCUGCUGAAGCAGGCGGAUCUCUACAUUUCUGAAGGUCUUCAUCCCAGAAUAAUAACAGAAGGAUUUGAAGCUGCAAAGGAAAAGGCACUUCAGUUUUUGGAACAAGUCAAAGUAACCAAAGAGAUGGACAGGGAAACACUUAUAGAUGUUGCCAGAACAUCUCUACGUACCAAAGUUCACGCUGAACUUGCUGAUGUCUUAACAGAGGCUGUAGUGGACUCCAUUUUGGCCAUUAAAAAACAAGAUGAACCUCUUGACCUCUUCAUGGUUGAGAUCAUGGAGAUGAAACAUAAAUCUGAAACUGAUACAAGCUUAAUCAGAGGUCUUGUUUUGGACCACGGGGCACGGCAUCCUGAUAUGAGAAAAAGAGUAGAAGAUGCAUACAUCCUCACAUGCAAUGUGUCAUUAGAAUAUGAAAAAACAGAAGUGAAUUCUGGCUUUUUUUACAAGAGUGCAGAAGAAAGAGAGAAACUAGUAAAAGCUGAAAGAAAAUUCAUUGAAGAUAGAGUUAAAAAAAUAAUAGAACUGAAAAGGAAAGUCUGUGGUGAUUCAGAUAAAGGAUUUGUUGUUAUUAAUCAAAAGGGAAUUGACCCCUUUUCCUUAGAUGCUCUUGCAAAAGAAGGCAUAGUAGCUCUGCGCAGAGCUAAAAGAAGAAAUAUGGAAAGGCUGACACUUGCUUGUGGUGGGGUAGCUCUAAAUUCUUUUGAUGACCUAAAUCCUGAUUGUCUGGGACAUGCAGGACUUGUCUAUGAGUAUACAUUGGGAGAAGAGAAGUUCACCUUUAUUGAGAAGUGUAACAAUCCUCGCUCUGUCACAUUAUUGGUCAAAGGACCAAAUAAGCACACACUCACACAAAUCAAAGAUGCAAUAAGAGAUGGCUUGAGGGCUGUUAAAAAUGCUAUUGAUGAUGGCUGUGUAGUUCCAGGUGCUGGUGCAGUGGAAGUGGCAAUGGCAGAAGCCCUGAUUAAAUAUAAGCCCAGUGUAAAGGGCAGGGCCCAACUUGGAGUUCAAGCAUUUGCCGAUGCGUUGCUCAUUAUUCCCAAGGUUCUUGCUCAGAACUCUGGUUUUGACCUUCAGGAAACACUAGUUAAAGUUCAAGCAGAACAUUCAGAAUCAGGUCAACUUGUGGGUGUGGACUUGAACACAGGUGAGCCAAUGGUAGCAGCAGAAGCAGGCAUAUGGGAUAACUAUUGUGUAAAGAAACAGCUACUUCACUCCUGCACUGUGAUCGCCACCAACAUUCUCCUGGUUGAUGAGAUCAUGCGAGCUGGAAUGUCAUCUCUAAAAGGUUGAGUUGAAGCUUCCUUUAUAUCAUCUGAAUCAUGAAGACGCUACAGUGAACCUAAGACUAUAGCUAUGGAAUUUUUAUCCAAGCUUCAAAUGAUUUUCAAAGAAAUUUUUUUUUCCCUUAUGGAAAAAGGAGAGAACAUUGGCACCUAUUCAAAUUCUGAAGUUCUGAAAUGAUAAUUACAGGUUUUUUUAAAUUGCACUGCAGUGUAAACAUAAAGCAGGCCGUUUUUACCCAAUCAACAGGAUAUUUUGCUUUAGCUUUAGUGAUAAAAAUACGUGUUAGAUAAGCAUAUGUUAAUCCACCUUGUUAUUAAAUAUUCCUUGAAAAGCAAAUUUUAAUGGUUUAAUAAUUUCUUCUAAUGGAUGUAAUUUAAUUUAUCCAAUAGUUUCCUAUUGUUAAGCAUUUAAGUUUAAAAUUUUUAUGCUAAUAUAAAUAACACUUAAGUAACUUAAGGUUUUGAAAGCAUCCCUUUUUCCUUAGUAUAAAUUCCUCUCAGUAAAUAUUGGAUCAGUUGGAUUUUUCAUGCUUUUGAAGUAGCUUUGCUAAAAUGCUACCCAGAAAAGUUGUAGUGGGUAGAAAGAUGGGUGAACUAAAGGCAAGGGUGUUGAAAACGCUGGAAGUAUGAAGUGGCAGAAAUAGAAAUAGAGGAGGCAGAGGUAAAAAGAUGGCUGAAGGCAUGAAGACUAAGGGCUAAGUGAGAUAUAGUUUUCAGGCGGACCAUAUUUUCACACUUCUGAACCUUUGCUUAUACUGAAACAUCCAUCUCAAAACCCUCCAUUUUGUUUUUCUCACCCAAAUGCUAUUCUCUCCUACACGUUUCCACAAAAUUGUUUUUAUACAGUUGGUAUAUAUCUCUGCAGUCCUUUAAGGUGAAGUUUUGUGUUGCUAAGCUUUGUAUUUUAAGAACUUGGCAGUUGUGAGUGUGCAAUAAAUGUUAAGUUGAAACC